AUGUUACCGAGUCAAAUUGGACAAGCAUCGGCUGGAAACGGGUCCGCAUCGGGUAGGGGGGGUUCGGGACACGGGUCUGGAGUUCGCCCGGUGCUGGUGCGGGCAGGUGGACACGCUUACGACCCCGAUAGAGACACGGUUGUGGGAAUGCUAGGGGCUAAUAAUGGUCCAAGAGGCGCCAGACCACCGGGGAAUGGGACGCAAAUGCAGCAAGGUAGCGUGGUGGGCUUGGGCUCUCCAUCCACCGUGGUCCUACCCCAAGGAUCUCUGAGCAGGUUUGACCACGACAGAGACCCUCUUUGCAGCGGCUCGGACAACGACUCUGAUUCCGUGGAUGAUGAUGACAACGUGGUGGGAUCACUUGGGGAUAGUAGGCGAGGGGUCAAACGGGAAAGGGACAUGGAGGCAGCCGUAGUGGGGCAAGACGUGGGUCCGUGUCCAGGAGGUUACGGCAUGGUCAGCGGGGGAGUAGCAGGAGCGAAGCCGGGGAAAAAGACACGUGGAAGGGUAAAGAUAAAGAUGGAGUUCAUUGACAACAAACUCCGGCGUUACACCACUUUCAGCAAGAGGAAGACUGGCAUUAUGAAAAAGGCCUAUGAACUCUCAACCCUGACAGGAACCCAGGUGCUUCUGCUCGUGGCCAGUGAAACGGGGCAUGUGUACACAUUUGCCACGCGUAAACUGCAGCCCAUGAUCACGAGCGAGACGGGGAAGGCCCUAAUCCAAACGUGUCUGAACUCUCCGGACUCCCCCCCGCGCUCUGACCCUUCCACAGACCAGAGGAUGAGCGCCACUGGGUUUGAGGAGACGGACCUCACAUACCAGGUGUCAGAGGCCGAGGGCAUGGGAGAGACAAAGGAUUCUCUGAAGCCCACGUUUACCGUCGCCAACCUGCCCGGGUCGGUGAGCAGUACUCAGGUCACGAUCCCCACCACCUCCACCACGAUGCAGGUGAGCAGCGGGUACCCCAUCACCAACUACCUGGCCCCAGUGUCGGCCAACAGUGGAAUCAACGCCAACGGAACGGUCCUGAAGGCGGCGGGGCCAUCUGCCAGCGUGAUGCAGCUGCCCGGAGGCUUCACCUUCAUGCCCGCGGGCACCCCUCUCCCCCCUGGCACCCCCACCAUCCCCCUCAGCCAGCUGCAGUCUCACUCUUUGGCGCUUCAGGGGCAGCACGGGGCCGCCCAGGCAUCAGCGCAGGGGCAGCAGGCAGUCUUCCGCUUCCCCGCCGCUGUGUCCCUCACAGGGGCAGGAGUUCCACAGCAGCUUCAGGCCAUUCAGGUCCAUCCCAACGCUCAGGCCAACAGUAACAGCGACGGCAGCGGGGACAACUCCACAGCCACGGUGAGUCUCCCGGCAACGAUCGUCACGUCGUCGGUGCCCACCACAGUGGCGGGUCACAUGAUGUACCCCAGCCCGCACACGGUCAUGUACGCCUCGUCCCCGGCGCUGGACGGCGGGCUGGCAGUGCUCAACGCCUUCACCCAGGGCACGUCCACCAUGCAGGUGUCCCACACGCAGGGCCAGGACGCAGGGGGGGUCCCGCAGGUGUACCUCACGGCGCCUCCGGGUACCGUGCAGAUCCCGGUGUCGGCGGUGCAGCUUCACCCAAUGGUGAUUGGACAAGCGGGCGGCAGCAGCACUAGCCUCACAGAACUGCAAGUGGUCAACCUGGACACGGCACAGAACUCGAAAGGCGACUGA
Knipowitschia caucasica is the source of this 1704-nucleotide messenger RNA. The record is from the annotation of a GenBank genome assembly. Lineage: Eukaryota; Metazoa; Chordata; Actinopteri; Gobiiformes; Gobiidae.